ACCCGGCUGCGGCGAGGACAGGAGACCCCGCGCUGUGGUGGCCGGGAUGUCCUCCUCCGUGCAGGCUCUGGGCAAGCCCAGGUCCCCAGGCUCUGGCAUGGCAGGGCAGGCGGGCUGCUGCUCGGCGGCAGCCCUGCAGAGGCGGCUGCCCAUCCUGGCCUGGCUCCCCGACUACUCUGGGCAGUGGCUGAAGAUGGACUUCAUCGCGGGGCUCUCGGUCGGGCUCACGGUCAUUCCACAGGCGCUGGCCUAUGCCGAGGUGGCCGGACUCCCACCCCAGUACGGCCUCUACUCUGCCUUCAUGGGGUGCUUCGUGUAUUUCUUCCUGGGCACCUCCCGGGAUGUGACUCUGGGCCCCACGGCCAUCAUGUCCCUCCUGGUCUCCUUCUACACCUUCCAUGAGCCCGCCUACGCCGUGCUGCUGGCCUUUCUGUCAGGCUGUAUCCAGCUAGCCAUGGGGUUCCUGCGUCUGGGGUUCCUGCUGGAUUUCAUUUCCUGCCCUGUCAUCAAAGGCUUCAUCUCUGCUGCCACCAUCACCAUCGGCUUCGGACAGAUCAAGAACCUCCUGGGACUGCAGGACAUCCCCAGGCAGUUUUUCCUGCAGGUGUAUUACACCUUCCUCAACAUCGGAGAGACCAGGGUGGGGGACGCCGUGCUGGGGCUGGUCUGCAUGGUGCUGCUCCUGGUGCUGAAGCUGAUGAGAGACCACGUGCCUCCUGUCCACCCUGAGAUGCCCCCGGGUGUGCGGCUCAGCCAUGGGCUCGUUUGGACGGCCACGACAGCUCGAAAUGCCCUGGUCGUCUCUUUUGCUGCCCUGGUUGCAUACUCCUUCGAAGUGACUGGAUACCAGCCCUUUGUUCUUACUGGGGAGAUAGCCGAGGGGCUCCCUCCUGUCCGGACCCCUCCUUUCUCAGUGACCACCGCCAACGGGACGAUUUCCUUCACUGAGAUGGUCCAGGACAUGGGGGCUGGGCUGGCCGUGGUGCCCCUGAUGGGCCUGCUGGAGAGCAUCGCAGUGGCCAAAGCCUUCGCUUCUCAGAAUAACUACCGUGUCGACGCCAACCAGGAGCUGGUGGCCAUUGGCCUCACCAACACGCUGGGCUCCCUUGUCUCCUCCUACCCAGUCACGGGCAGCUUCGGACGGACGGCCGUGAACGCCCAGUCAGGCGUGUGCACCCCAGCGGGGGGGCUGGUGACAGGUGUGCUCGUGCUGCUGUCACUGGACUACCUGACCUCACUGUUCUACUACAUCCCCAAGUCCGCCCUGGCCGCCGUAAUCAUCAUGGCUGUGGCCCCCCUGUUUGACGCCAAGAUCUUCGGGACGCUCUGGCGUGUCAAGAGGCUGGACCUGUUGCCCCUCAGUGUGACCUUCCUGCUCUGCUUCUGGGAGGUGCAGUACGGAAUCCUGGCGGGGACUCUGGUGUCCGCACUGAUCCUCUUGCACUCCGUGGCCAGGCCCAGGACCCAGGUGUCUGAUGGGCCAGUCCUGAUUCUGCAGCCUGCCAGCGGCCUGCACUUCCCCGCAGUUGAGGCUCUCCGGGAGGCCAUGCUCAGCCGGGCUCUGGAAGCCUCGCCCCCGCGCAGCGUGGUUCUGGAGUGCACCCACGUCAGCAGCGUCGACUACACUGUGGUGCUGGGACUGGGGCAGCUGAUAGAGGACUUCCGCCGGCGGGGCGUCACCCUGGCCUUUGUCGGCCUGCAGGUGCCCGUGCUGCGUGUCCUGCUGUCUGCAGACCUGAAAGGGUUCCAGUAUUUCUCCACUGUCGAAGAAGCAGAGAAGCAGCUGAGGCAGGAACCCGGGACCCAGCCCUACAACAUCAGUGAAGACUCUGUUCCGGAACACAAGGUCGCCCUGUUGAAGGCUUAGCUGGGCGCCUGAUUGGUGCCUGGCAUUUGAGGUGUCUCCCGGAAGGGUCUUGUCACUGUGAUGUUGAUACUCCACUGCUGCCUGUUCAUACGCCCGCCUGAGGGACCCAAGGAAAGCCGGAGUCGCCGACCUGGGAGGGAGAAGGAACCCUGCGUUGAGGCCCCAGCUGGGAACCUUGGCUCCACUUGGGAUGAUGGAACAGUUCCUAGAGUGUCUUCUAGAAUAACGUGAGGGAGCAGGGAUUUCCAGGCUGGGCUAGGAGGGGCGUCCUCAGGCCCGGCCCACCUUCCCAGGCCCGAGUUCUCAGUUGGGUGGGGGCGGGAGGAGCCUGUGCUGAUGGUCACGGGCGUCUGGGAGGUGGCGUCUGGUCCAGAUGGCGAAGUCUGUUGAUAUUGGUGGGGAGAAAACCAAGGUGCGCCAAACGACUUCAAGUCUAUUUAAAGGUCAUUUUGUGUUUUGUGUUUUUAAAUUGAAAAAGUAAUGGCUUUUGGUGUUUUUGUAAAAAUCAUACUUAUUGUAAAAAACACAGGAAACCACCCUCCCCCAGUCCAUUUCGGUGAUCAUUCCAGACCCCCUUCCCACUCGAUACACGUAACAUGUGCGCUAGCAUGUGGAUCUGUUUACGGUGUCCCAUACGUGGAUCAGUCCACACGUGGCUCAUGGUGCUCUGUAACUCCGUUCCUGGCGUUCAGUGCUGUGAAGAUUUAUUGUGAUAAUAAACAUAGAA
Molecule: messenger RNA, 2594 nt
Organism: Trichechus manatus latirostris (Florida manatee)
Lineage: Eukaryota; Metazoa; Chordata; Mammalia; Sirenia; Trichechidae
Gene: SLC26A11
Product: solute carrier family 26 member 11
Exons: 17
Coding region: 47-1867 (606 amino acids)
Biological process (GO): transmembrane transport
Cellular component (GO): plasma membrane
Molecular function (GO): secondary active sulfate transmembrane transporter activity
Source: RefSeq, a predicted model, not a curated record